AUGUCGUAUUUUUCUGAGUAUAAAGAUCUGAUAGAGGAAGGUGAUUUGGCUCUAGUUUGGAUUUCCAGGGACAACAUUAAGCCUAUAACGAUAGAUGCGAAGGAGACUUUUAACACGAGAUAUGGCUCAUUUCCACACACACAAAUGAUUGGAAAACCUUAUGGCUCUCAGAUUGCGAUUAGGACCAAAGGAUCCAAUAAGUUUGCUUUCAUUCAUGUUUUACAACCAACGCCAGAACUGUGGACGACAUCAUUACCGCAUAGAACACAAAUCGUAUACACGCCAGAUUCCUCUUAUAUUAUGCAAAGAAUGAAUUGUGGUCCCACAACAAGAGUCAUUGAGGCUGGUACUGGAUCGGGCUCUUUUUCACAUGCUUUUGCCAGGUCUGUUUCGCAUUUGUUUAGCUAUGAGUUUCAUGAAGUUAGAUAUCAGCAAGCGCUCAAAGAAUUUGAACAUCAUGGCUUAAUAAAUCGUGAUAAGACUGUAACCUUGACUCAAAGAGAUGUAUGUGCCAACGGGUUCGCCAUCAGACCUGAUGACAUUACCUCACAUAAGUUCGGUGAAAUUGAAGAACAACUGAGUAUCAAUGCUAAUGCAAUUUUCUUAGACCUGCCUGCUCCAUGGGAUGCCAUUCCCCAUUUGGAAGGUGUAAUAAGUAAGGACGAAAAGGUGUCCCUAUGCUGCUUUUCACCAUGCAUCGAACAAGUCGAUAAAACCAUUGAGGCUAUGGAGAAAGAGGGAUGGACAGAGAUUCAAAUGGUUGGAAUUCAAGGAAAACAGUAUGAAAGUCGCAGACAAAUGAUAAGGACGUUGGAUGAUGCUAUUGAGAGGCUAAGAGAUGUUAAGAAACGUAAAAGUGACGGUAUGGAGAGGCGCAAAAGGUUAUGCGAUAGUGUAUUAAAUGAUGACGAGACCAAGGCAACUGAUGAAAAAAGACCACAAACUGAAAAGACACGGUUCAAUCCCUUUGGAAAAGGAUCUCGUGUCAAGGAAGGGGACAUAAAUUACAAGUGGAAAGAGGUUACAAAAGUUGAGUCUGAGGUAAAAUCGCACACUUCCUAUUUGACAUUUGCAUCUAAAAUUAUUAAUAAAGAUAGAAAUGAACGAACUGUAAAGACGCUGCUUGAAGAACUUGAAAAGAAAUGA
Zygotorulaspora mrakii is the source of this 1146-nucleotide messenger RNA. RefSeq names its product tRNA 1-methyladenosine methyltransferase subunit GCD14 (gene GCD14). NCBI's taxonomy places the organism in Eukaryota, Fungi, Ascomycota, Saccharomycetes, Saccharomycetales, Saccharomycetaceae. The record is from RefSeq and is a predicted model, not a curated record. The transcript has a single exon. Bases 1 to 1146 code for a protein of 381 amino acids. Gene Ontology annotation, cellular component: tRNA (m1A) methyltransferase complex; nucleus. Gene Ontology annotation, biological process: tRNA methylation.